Messenger RNA from Tachysurus fulvidraco (yellow catfish), 948 nucleotides. RefSeq names its product adaptor related protein complex 4 subunit sigma 1 (gene ap4s1). The record is from RefSeq and is a predicted model, not a curated record. The coding region runs from base 492 to 926 and encodes 144 amino acids. Gene Ontology annotation, cellular component: intracellular membrane-bounded organelle. Gene Ontology annotation, biological process: protein transport; vesicle-mediated transport. The transcript is spliced from 6 exons. Lineage: Eukaryota; Metazoa; Chordata; Actinopteri; Siluriformes; Bagridae.
ACAUGUUCACAGUUAUUGUGGCUUCACAGAACUGUGGUAUUAACAGUAACAGAAGUAGCCGAGCUAGCUAAACAAACUCAGAGGCUAACAAAUUAGCUUCAUCCGUGAUCUACCUGGAAAAGCUGGCUUUGUAAAUUAAACUAAUCCUCUCGUACUGUCAAAGUUAACUUGCUAUAAAGCUAUAAAAAAACAUUCAACAAGGUCUCGCAUAUCACCCGUUCAUAAACUGUUGAAUAGAAUAAACGCAGCACGAACACCAGCCCGGACUGGCGCGCUAGCUCAGUGCACAGCAGAACCGUCCUGACGCCAUGUUGACCAAAACAAAAUGGCUGAAUAAGAGAUUAGUUGACAAAAGUCAGCUGGCUGCGUUUACGGUUUCUACCGGCUGCUUUUCAGAGUCUACCGCAACGCCAUCAUAUGGCGUGUUGUACGCUUAACAAGAAGACGCACAGUGCUGUUAAAUACACGGGUGUUUUCUCUCUUAAGUGAUCAUGAUCAAGUUCCUGCUGAUGGUGAAUAAACAGGGCCAAACUCGCCUGUCCAGGUAUUAUGAGCAUGUGGACACUGGGAAGAGAGCUGCUCUGGAGGUCAAUGUGGUCAAGGCCUGUUUAUUCAGGAAGAAGGACGAGUGCUCAUUUGUGGAGUACAAAGACUACAAGCUGGUGUAUCGGCAGUAUGCGGCUCUUUUUAUUGUAGUUGGCAUCACUGACAGCGAAAAUGAACUCUCCAUUUAUGAGCUUGUCCACAACUUUAUUGAAGUGCUUGACAAGUACUUCAGUCGGGUGAGUGAACUAGAUAUUAUGUUUAAUUUGGACAAAGUCCACAUCAUUCUUGAUGAGAUGAUCCAGAAUGGACACAUUGUGGAAACCAACAAGAAUCGCAUACUUGCACCACUGUUGGCAUUAGACAAGAUGGGAGAAGGAUAAAUAAACAGCUCCAGGAAGAAAA